Molecule: messenger RNA, 1518 nt
Organism: Mesorhabditis spiculigera
Lineage: Eukaryota; Metazoa; Nematoda; Chromadorea; Rhabditida; Rhabditidae
Source: the annotation of a GenBank genome assembly
AUGGGUAAAACGGUCCGCUUUGCAUGCGGUGCCGCCUCGGUUGUGACGUUCGUGAUCGGUGUCCUUUUGAUAAUUGCUGGCCUGGUCGUCGUGCUAAAAGUAGUGCCAGAUCAAACGAAAAAGACCAUUAAAGAGCAAAAGCAACUUAUCAAAUAUAAAAAUGGAACGUACAACGAUUACACAAAAGAUUGGGCAAACCCGAAAUACAUUUCGAGGAUCCAGUAUUGGGUGUACGACUACAAGAACCCAAUUUCCAUCAUAAACCGCGGCCAACUACCCGAUAUGGACGAAAAGGGCCCGUAUACUUAUGUGGAAACAACUACAAAUGAUAUUGACGGUAUGCAGGACGACGAUAGAAUGCUUACCUAUACUCAGCACAUAAAAUAUGUGUUCGAUCCGACCCAAUCUUGUUUGGGGUGUGAUCCGUUGGUCGAUAAAGUUCUCGUUCCGGAUGUUAGCUAUUUUGUGGCCAUGCAAACACUGACUGAAUUGCCAUUGGGGGCUCUUUGCCAACAGCUAUUCCCGACUCUUCCUUGUGAAUUAAUCGAAGAAGAAUAUGAAACGGUAAUUCUAUCAUUAAUCGAUGACGCAUUGGCUGCAUUCAAGGCCGGACCAUUCAUCGAAGUGACAAUCGAUAAAUUGCUGAUCUCUGGCUAUGAACCACCAUUUUACACCAGAUUCAUCCAAAACGUUGCCGAUUUUAUUUGUUUAUUGCUGCAGACUCCUCCAAGUCAAUGCGUUGUUUCGAGUCCGCAGAAUGUUAGCUAUGGACAAACGUUGAACUACACCAGUCCGCAUUACACCAUCUUGACGGGCAAAGGUGACUACCAGCGCGUCGGAUUUAUCCAGAGUUUUACGAUGGAGAAUCAGUAUAACGAGUCUCAACCGUGGAUCACAAAUGGCACCUUGUUACCGGCUGCAUGGUGGUCAGACUGCGGUGGCGAUAUCCAAGCCAGCUUGCAUGCACGAACGAUCCGUGGAAAUACUGGCGACUUCUUUCCAUCAUUUCUAAAAACAACCGAUGUCGUGCCAAUUUAUGUUGAUUCUAUCUGCAGAUCAAUCGACAUGACCUAUCAGAAAAAAAUGUACCUACGAAGUUCAAUUGGGGACCCCGUGAAAACUGUGGCUUCUGCUUCCCGUUGCAGUACGAUUUUUACGAUAAGAACGCCGGUGACGCAUGCUACCCAGACGGAAUUAUGGACCUCAGCGGAUGCCAAGAUGCAAACUGGGACGAUUUUGAUGGCACACAAAAGGAUGCAAAUUAAUGUCAUGGCUAAUCAGUUCCCAAAUAUCAGCACGAUGAGCGUAUUUAUGCCUGGUGCGUACCCAAUCUAUUGGCUAAACGAAUCAUUCUAUGCCGACCAAGGAACGGUCCAUGACAUUAAGAGUGAUUUGAUCAAUCAAGUCAAACUUUACAAAAUUAUCUGCUAUUCGGUGGUGGGACUUGGAGGUCUACUGAUGCUGCUGUCACUUUUGUCAAUGUUUGGAGUGAUUUACGCGCAACGCCAUAAGGAUGAU